Messenger RNA from Impatiens glandulifera, 1495 nucleotides. RefSeq names its product probable serine incorporator. Lineage: Eukaryota; Viridiplantae; Streptophyta; Magnoliopsida; Ericales; Balsaminaceae. Bases 172 to 1374 code for a protein of 400 amino acids. Gene Ontology annotation, cellular component: membrane. The record is from RefSeq and is a predicted model, not a curated record. The transcript is spliced from 13 exons.
AAUAUAAAGUUGCAAACGAAACGACAGAGAUUCAACUAUUCGCCAUCGUGGAAGUACAUAGUUGAUGUCAUACGUCUUCAGAAUAGUUGGAGAGUAGUUACUGGAGCUGAAUCCAGUAGACCCUGCUUCAUGAUUAUUGCUGCGUGUCAGUUACAUUAGUGGAAGUUAAAGAUGGAGGAAGGCACGUCAAACAGCAGGAUGGAACGGUAUUCCAAGCUCAAUAAGGACUCUUGGUUCGGUCAGUUUAGAUGUGGCUCCAAUCCAUGGAUGGCCAGAUACGUCUAUGGUUUAUUGUUUCUCCUUGCAACUUUGUUGGCAUGGGCAGUUCGGGAUUAUGGCCGUUUUGCUUUGAUCGAAUUUAAGAAACUAAAAGAUUGCAAAGGUGGAGAAGAUUGUAUGGGUACUGAAGGAGUUCUACGAGUGAGCCUAGGAUGUUUUCUAUUCUAUUUCGUAAUGUUCAUUUCUACAGUGGGGACCUCAAAGUUGCAUGAUGCAAGAGAAUCUUGGCAUUCGGGAUGGUGGUUCGCCAAAAUGCUCCUUAUGAUUGUACUCACAGUGCUGCCUUUUCUUGUUCCUUCCUACGUUGUCCAAAUCUAUGGGGAGAUCUCACAUUUUGGUGCGGGGGUAUUUUUACUAAUUCAACUCAUUAGCAUAAUCAGCUUCAUUACAUGGCUCAACGAAUGUUGUCAAUCAGACAAAUAUGCCGAGAAAUGCCAUAUCCAGAUGAUGUUAUUAGCAACUACUGCAUAUGUUGUAUGCAUAUUGGGGAUCAUAAUGAUGUAUAUAUGGUAUGCACCUGACGCGUCUUGUCUUCUUAACAUAUUCUUCAUUACCUGGACAUUGGUACUUCUCCAACUAAUGACCAGUGUUUCUCUCCAUGAAAAAGUCAAUGCUGGUUUCUUAACUCCAGGGUUUAUGGGUCUUUAUGUCGUCUUCCUAUGUUGGUCUGCUAUCAGAAGUGAACCUCCAGAAGGAAAAUGCAUGCAAAAGACAGAAGAUGCAAAUAAAAGUGAUUGGCUGACUGUCAUAAGCUUUGUUGUUGGGGUGCUUGCGAUGGUGAUAGCGACAUUUUCAACCGGCAUUGAUUCAAAAUGUUUUCAGUUCAAGAAGAAGGAGACGGAAUCAGAAGAUGAUGUUCCAUAUGGAUUUGGAUUCUUUCAUCUUGUAUUUGCAACUGGAGCUAUGUACUUUGCAAUGCUAUUGAUUGGUUGGAACACUCACGUCCAUACCAUGCAAAAAUUUACAAUUGAUAUUGGUUGGACCAGUACUUGGGUCAGAAUAGUGAAUGAAUGGUUAGCCGUCUGCCUCUAUUUAUGGAUGCUAGUGGCUCCAGUUAUAUGGAAGAGCAGACAAACUGGUGAAUUAUCAGUAUAAUAGCAAAACAAGGAUUCAGACAGACAAAAGAAGAAAAACAAAACCUUUUUAUUAUAUGGAUGCCCUCCUCCUCCGUUUAACUGAAUAAAAAAGCAAAGGUUAAAAUCAAAGAUUGAGAAUC